AGACAACACCUCUCGAAGCCCUGCAACACCCCAUAGCAUACACCAUGGCCCAGAAGCAAAGAGCGAACCAGGCCAUCACCCUCAAGGGUUCCACUGCCAUCGUCACAGAAUUCUUCAACUAUAGCAUCAACAGCAUUCUCUACCAGCGAGGCGUCUAUCCUUCCGACGAGUUCAAGAUCGUCAAGAAGUACGGUCUCCCAAUGCUCAUGUUGACAAACGAAGAAGUCCAGGAGUACAUCUCGACUAUUCUUGCCCAAGUUCAUGAAUGGAUUCUUACAUCUUCUAUUACCCGCCUAGUCCUCGCCAUCAAAUCAGCCGACACAGGUGAGACCGCGGAGCGCUGGCAAUUCGACCUCUAUACCGACGAGUCGGCCCUCGACCCUUUACCCGGCGGCCCGAAAGCAACUGCCAAGGGAGAGAAGAAGAAGGACAAGACCGAAAAGGAGGUGCAAGGAGAAAUCAGGGAGAUCAUCAAGCAAAUUACUUCGACUGUCACGUUCCUGCCCAUGCCGGAAGGCGAGUAUACAUUCAACAUUCUGGCCUACCAUGAUGGGUCAUCUGAAGCCAUUCCGGCUACCUGGGAUGACGCCGACCCGCAUCUUAUCGACCAAGGCAAGGUCGAGCAAGUUAGACUGAGGAGUUUCAGCACCAAUGUCCACAACCUUGAGGCGUUGGUGUCCUAUCGGAUGGACUAGAUUUCCCUCACAAUAUAUGUGUAUCAGCAGUCGCGGAUGGGGGAUGGCCAAGCGCCGCGUGAUUAUGCUACUGUAGACUAUGUAACGAGUAACGACCUCAUGAUAUCAUGCUCACGCCCAAUGCCGAACGUU
This is a messenger RNA of Cryptococcus amylolentus CBS 6039, 827 nucleotides long. RefSeq lists its product as hypothetical. NCBI's taxonomy places the organism in Eukaryota, Fungi, Basidiomycota, Tremellomycetes, Tremellales, Cryptococcaceae. The transcript has 6 exons. Gene Ontology annotation, biological process: mitotic spindle assembly checkpoint signaling. The record is from RefSeq and is a predicted model, not a curated record. Bases 45 to 695 code for a protein of 216 amino acids. Gene Ontology annotation, cellular component: nucleoplasm; kinetochore; cytoplasm.